Molecule: messenger RNA, 4026 nt
Organism: Hydractinia symbiolongicarpus
Lineage: Eukaryota; Metazoa; Cnidaria; Hydrozoa; Anthoathecata; Hydractiniidae
Exons: 2
Coding region: 1-4026 (1341 amino acids)
Biological process (GO): DNA integration; proteolysis
Molecular function (GO): aspartic-type endopeptidase activity; nucleic acid binding; zinc ion binding
Source: RefSeq, a predicted model, not a curated record
AUGGCUCAAUCUGUUGACAUUUCUUGUCCCAAACCGUUUAACGUCCAAGGGGACAGUACAAGCCUUGGAAUCAGAUGGAAAAAAUGGCAGAACUCUUUCAACAUCUACGUUAUAGCUGCUGGCAUUACUGAUGACGUCCGGAAAAGGGCUCUAAUCCUCCAUUGUGCAGGGGAUGAUGUACAAGAAGUUUUUGAAACAUUACCAAAUGUGGGAACUACAUAUGCUGAUGCUGCUGCGGCAUUAAAAAUAUUUUUCGAACCAAAACAAAACAAACACUUUGAACGACAUGUGUUCCGGUGCUGUAAACAAAACGAUGGUGAGAAUAUUGAUGCAUAUGUUACCCGCUUACGCAUAUUAGCCAAAACAUGUGUCUUUCAUAACACCGACGAAGAGCUAGUUGACCAGAUUAUUGAAAAGUGCCACUCAAACAAACUACGCAAACGAAUUCUCAGGGAGCCAGAUCUCACGCUAGAAAAGUUGCUUUCUCUUGCUAGAAUCAGUGAAGUUACAUCCCACCAAGCAAAGCAGUAUGAAAGCAGUGCUCAAGCUGCCACACCUCUUACUUUAGAUAGCAAAUACAGUGACAGUGACGGAGAGGAAACCCAGAACAACAACUACAUCAGCCGAACUACUCGAACGUUCAACAAGCCACUGAAAUCAGGCAUCAACCGUAAAAAUCAGCAAUGCUACCGGUGCGGCAGCUCUACUCAUCUAGCCAACAAAUGCGAGAUAACACAAGGAAAGAAGUGUAAUAAGUGCGGGAAAAUUGGACAUUUCAGUAAAGUUUGUUUGACCCAGUCAAAACAGGUGCGUUAUGUCAAGCCGGACACAAGCUCAUCCGACAAUGAUGAUUUUGUCUUCCACCUGUCGACACUAGAGAAAGACACAAAUCCAACCAUCACAACGAUAAACAUCAACGAUGCUGAAUGUGAAGUAAUGAUUGAUAGCGGCAGUUCUGUUAACAUCCUGGACAGCAGGAUUAUCAAACAAAUGCACAUCAUCCCGGAUAUCCACCCAUACUCAAAAAGGGUACUUGCUUAUAAUGGACAACCAAUACCAAUCACUGGCUACAUAUGGACAACAGUCAAAGCUAAUACCAUAACCAAACAGGUGAAGUGGCUCAUCAUGGAAAAUCCACGCACCAACAUCAUGGGGUACCAAACUGCUAUGGCACUCCAACUGCUUCACUUUGGACCACUCACAAACCAUGUCAACAACAUCCUGUCUGCAGAGGAACAACUACAUACCCUCCUCAACAAAUACUCUGACCGCUUCAAAGGACUUGGGCAACUCAAAGAUGUCAAGAUCAAAAUUCAAGUAGACAAUACUGUUGUACCAGUUGCCCAGAAACCACGACGGUUACCGAUAAUGCUACAGAAAGAAGUCGAUCAGGAGAUAAGAAUACGACUAUGCAUCGACAUGCGAGUUGCAAACUCUGCAAUCAUCCGUGAACCUUACCAAAUACCCACGUUGGAAGAAGUUCUUCACGAAUUUAAUGGUUGUACCAUAUUCACCACCCUGGAUUUAAAUCAAGGAUAUCACCAAAUAACUUUGGAUGACGAAUCACGAGAUCUCACCGCAUUCGCAUCCAGCAAAGGGAUUUUGAGGUACACCAGGUUGAUAUAUGGCAUCUCUCCAGCUGCAGAAAUAUACCAACGAGAAAUUGAACAUGUACUACAGGGAUUGAAACGCGUCCGCAAUAUCUCCGAUGAUAUAAUCAUUGGAGCAGAGUCAGAAAAGGAGCUGCUAAAACGGACCGAAGCCGCACUAAAACGACUUAGAAGACAUAACAUCACUGUCAACAAAGACAAAUGCAAAUUUAACCAGAAAGAGCUAACAUACAUGGGACACACACUGUCGGAUAAAGGAUUAUCGCCAGACAACCGCAAGAUCGAAGCGGUGAACACACUGAAACCCCCUUCCAACAUCAAGGAACUGCGUUCAUUCCUGGGCAUGAUCAACUACUGUGCAAAGUUCCUACCAAACUUAGCAGACCUGACAGCACCACUACGUGUUCUCACCAAGAAAAACGUAUCUUGGGAAUGGACCAAUGAACAUCAAGAAAGAUUUAUAAAGCUAAAAUCCAUGCUGACAUCAGCAGAAAGUCUAGCCUACUACAACCCAGGGUCGGAAACAGAGAUCACCGUUGAUGCAUCACCCAUCGGUCUAGGCGCAGUUAUCUCACAGAAACAACCUUGUGGAACCUAUCGACCUAUCAGCUAUGCAAGCAGAUCGCUGUCUGCUGCCGAACAAAGAUACAGUCAGAUUGAACGUGAAGCUCUAGCCAUAUUAUUUGCCAUUGAACGAUUCAAGAUCUAUCUGUACGGCAUCACGUUUAUCGUCAACACCGAUCACAAACCGUUGGUGGCACUGUUCGGGAAGAAAUCUAACCCACCACCAAGGAUAGAACGCUGGGUAAUGAAACUGCUUCCGUAUGAUUUCAUUGUUCAAUUUCGACCCGGAGUCAACAACCCAGCAGAUUACCUCUCUCGAUCGAACCCCGUACAAACACUCAGAGAAGACAGCAAAAUGGCAGACCGAUACAUACACAUGGUUUGCAACACCAGUCUGCCAGUAGCGCUGUCCCUUACUACCAUACAAGAAGCAACUCACCGUGACCCAGUCCUCGUGAAGCUGAAGGAGUGCCUACGCAAAGGGCACUUUCCUGACAAAGGAGCAGUCACCACUUUCAAGCGUCAACGACUGCAUUUGUCCGUCUCGAAAGAAAUUGUCAUGUGUGACAACAAAAUUGUCGUGCCAGAGGAAUUGAAGCACCGCGUGAUCGACCUUGCACAUGAGGGACACCAGGGAAUAGUGCGCACUAAGCAACGUCUGCGCACAAAGGUCUGGUGGCCGGCAAUGAACGCAGACGUUGAAAAUUUCAUACGUCAUUGUCACCCUUGCCAAGUGGUUGGUCCUGCACAGACUCCAUCACCAAUGGAAAUAACUCCGAUCCCCCGGGGAGCAUGGCUAAUGUUAGGCUGCGACCUGUGUGGCCCGUUUCCGACAGGAGAAAAUCUUCUCGUGUGUAUCGACUACUUCAGUAGAUUUCCGGAAGUAGAGAUUCUGCAUAAAAUCACAUCGACCGCCAUCGUCACAAAACUACGAAAACUUUUCAGCCGAUACGGGGCACCCGAAGAACUGGUGAGCGACAAUGGACCUCAAUUUGUCAGCAACACAUUUAAAAAACUAAUGAACGAAUUCAACAUCCACCACAGAAGAGUAACACCAUACCACCCACAGGCCAAUGGCGAAGUAGAGCGUUUUAAUCGCAACCUGAAAAAGGUCGUUCAGACGGCGAUAGCAGAAGCUAAAGACUGGCGUGUUGUAAUGCAAAACUUUUUGCUUAAUUAUCGCAACACGCCACACGCCACCACAGGAGUCACGCCAGCCGAACUGUUGUUCAAUAGGACACUCAGGGACAAACUUCCCAGUCCCAGUGAAUGCGAUGGAAAAACAAGUCGACCAGAUAUUCGUCGUCUAGAUACUACAAAAAAGACGCAAGCCAAGAUCUUAAUGGACAAAUCCAGACGUGCCAAACCGCACCAAAUCAAGGUUGGCACACCAGCUUUGGCCACCAACAGCUGGAAACACAAAAAUAAGUACACCAGUCGCUGGGACCCAAGACCUUUCGUCGUCACUGGGGUAAAAGGGAGUGCUAUAUUCUUAAAGCGAGAUGGCAAGGAUACACUAAGAAACUCUGGACAGGUUAAGACGUAUCACACACCACGAUUCACCAUACAAAAUCGUGCAAACCAAAUGACGAGCUCUGAGGAUAGUGACAGCGACUUCGAACUAGAGCUACCAUCAAUCGACAAUGAUAUACACAACGAAAAUAUUAUAGAUAACAGUUACGACGCUGAUACUGACAGCGAUGCAACGGUAGCAUACGACGAAUCCGAUACAGAAAAGUACAACGACAGAGGAAGCAACGAUAAGCCCGAUGACGAGGCGAAGACUGACAACGAAAUGAAAAAACGAACUCGAAACAAACCACGAAGACUUGAUGAUUUCGUGAUGGACUAA